Messenger RNA from Erinaceus europaeus (western European hedgehog), 7039 nucleotides. It is a transcript of the gene GPR107, whose product is annotated as G protein-coupled receptor 107. Gene Ontology annotation, molecular function: clathrin heavy chain binding. The record is from RefSeq and is a predicted model, not a curated record. Bases 199 to 1896 code for a protein of 565 amino acids. Lineage: Eukaryota; Metazoa; Chordata; Mammalia; Eulipotyphla; Erinaceidae. Gene Ontology annotation, biological process: clathrin-dependent endocytosis. The transcript has 20 exons. Gene Ontology annotation, cellular component: membrane; Golgi apparatus; clathrin-coated vesicle.
UACAGGGGAGGCCAACGGAUCGGCCCCAGGGCAACCGGCUAAGAAUCCUCAGCCACCUUGCGGCUGCAGGAUCUAGGACACGGGUCCGACUUGCAGGCCAUCGGAGACCGAGCCCGGGACAUGGGCCUUCCGGGGGCUGCCGCCCUUUGACCCCGGAAGUGGUUGGGAGAGGAAGCAGCUGGUGAUGCUGGAGCAAAUAUGGCGCCUCCGGCCCUUGUCGGCCCCUCUGGCUCCGGGUAUCCUCAGCCGGCAGUCGGGCUUCGACCGCUCCUGCUGCUGGGGCUGCUGCAGCUGCUGGCCGCGCCCGGACUAGGCCGCGUCCAUCACCUGGCGCUCAAGGAUGAUGUGAGACAUAAGGUUCAUCUGAACACCUUUGGGUUCUUCAAGGAUGGGUACAUGGUGGUCAAUGUCAGUAGGCUUUCAGUGAAUGAGGCUGACGGAUUCAUAGACAAGGACUCAGCUAUUGGAUUCAGCCUAGACCGAACAAAGAAUGAUGGCUUUUCAUCUUACUUGGAUGAAGAUGCGAAUUAUUGUAUUUUAAAGAAACAGUCUACCUCUGAUACCCUCCUAAUCCUAGACAUCUCCAAAAAUGAAGUGAAAAUAAGAUCCCCACCAGAAGCUGGUACCCAGUUACCAAAAAUCUUCAUUUGCAAAGAUGACAAAGUGCUUGAUCAGAGCCAGGAGUCUGGCACUCACUCUGUUUCAGCAGGAAAUCAGACUCAGAAAAAACAAGAUGGUGAAAAGGCUAAAAGAAGCACAGAUGAUUCAAAGGCAAUGAAAGAAAAAUCCUUCUCUGUUCAUAAUAGUGAUGGGGCCGUUUCAUUUCAGGACAGAGAGAAAUUGAGAGGGGAGGAGAAGAUGGAGAGGGGAGAGAAAAAUAGACACCUGCAAACCUGCUUCACUGCUUGUGGAGCGAUCCCCUGGCAGUUUUUCUUUAACAUCAGUACCAAUGACCAGGAAGGCCUCUACAGUCUUUAUUUUCAUAACUGCCUUGGGAAAGAAGUACGGCCCAGUAACCGGUUCUCAUUCAGCCUUGAUAUUGAGAUCAUAGAGAAGAACCCUGACAGCUACCUUUCAGCAGGGGAACUUCCUCUCCCUAAAUUAUACAUCUCCAUGGCCUUUUUCUUUUUCCUUUCCGGGACCAUCUGGAUUCAUAUUCUUCGAAAACGACGGAAUGAUGUAUUUAAAAUUCACUGGUUGAUGGCAGCCCUCCCUUUCACCAAGUCUCUUUCCUUGGUGUUCCAUGCAAUUGACUACCACUAUAUAUCCUCCCAGGGAUUUCCCAUCGAAGGCUGGGCUGUUGUGUACUACAUCACUCACCUUUUGAAAGGUGCACUGCUGUUCAUUACCAUUGCACUUAUUGGCACUGGCUGGGCUUUCAUUAAGCACAUCCUUUCUGAUAAAGACAAAAAGAUCUUCAUGAUUGUAAUCCCUCUCCAGGUCCUAGCAAAUGUUGCCUACAUUAUCAUUGAAUCCACUGAAGAGGGGACAACGGAGUACAGCUUGUGGAAAGACUCUUUAUUUCUGGUUGACCUGUUGUGCUGUGGAGCCAUCCUCUUCCCAGUGGUGUGGUCAAUCAGACAUUUACAAGAAGCAUCAGCAACAGAUGGCAAAGCUGCCAUUAACUUAGCAAAACUGAAGCUUUUCAGACAUUAUUACGUCUUGAUUGUGUGUUAUAUAUACUUCACCAGGAUCAUUGCAUUUCUCCUCAAACUUGCUGUCCCAUUUCAGUGGAAGUGGCUGUACCAGCUCCUGGAUGAAACGGCCACACUGGUAUUCUUUGUUCUCACGGGGUAUAAAUUCCGUCCAGCUUCAGAUAACCCCUACCUGCAACUUUCUCAGGAAGAAGAUGACUUAGAAAUGGAAUCUGUGUGGGGUCCAGAGGCUCGAACCUGAGUCCUUGUGCAUUGUAGUACACUCAACCAGAGUGACAACAUCAGGGGUGAUGGAGAACAUGAAGAAAGUCAAGAAGGUGACCAACGGCUCAGUGGAGCCCCAAGUCGAUUGGGAAGGGACCGCGUGAUGGAGCAGCUUGGAGGAUGGCCCUGUCAAGGAACACAUUUAAUUUAUUAUUAAUAGUCCUACUGGUGACAGAGAGCAGCCGGUACCUCCUGGCAGUGACACCACUGAGCAAAGUGCCACGGAAACCUACUUUUUUACUCUCUUACGGAAACUGGAUCUGCAGCUGGUUCUAGGCAGCUAGACUUCUCCAGGUGGGAGUUGUAGAGCGGGGACGUGGAGAGGAGAAAAAGGAUAAAAGGAAGGUUUUGCUUUUAAUUUAUACUUCUUCAUUUUAACUGGGAACUCUAGGGUAUAUGCAGUUAUGACCCCAGAUGUUGAGCAGCACAAAGGGGGUUGGCAGAUGGGAGAAAGAGGGCAGACGAUUGCAUCUGAAGCUAGUCUUGGGACAGGAUGCGGCUUCCGGGGAGGUGAGCAAUUGUCAAAAGGGGAUGUCAAGACUUGACCGAGAAGCAAGCGAGAGCAUUACUUCAUCUCUUGGGGACAAGAAUGAAUGAAAUCUAGUUCAUUUAAAAAGAUAGUCAAUCAAAUUUAGAAGAUAAGGGCUGCUCACAUGACUCCUUUGCCCCCCGACCUUUAUCCUAGACCCUGAAAGUGACCAGGAACCAACAGUCUUAAAGCCCAGUGGCCUUCUGUCCAAGGCUCUGUCAUCUGAGGGCUUUGACGUCACCAUCAGUGUCACCACACAGCUGAGCUGGGGGAAUUAGUUGUCUUGAUUGAAGCACAUUCUGCAUUGCCUAGCAGAUGGGCAGAAAUGUACGUCUGAGUGCUACAAGCUUUCAGUAGGCCGUCUCCAGCCAUCCGGUGCUCCUGACUGCCUGGGGCAGCACCAUCUCUUGUUUCCCUGUUUUCUUAGGACCAGUGUAUCAUCUUUGUUUGUGGUAAGCCAUCGUAGCAGAAUGAGGAAUGAGAAGGAGUAAGUGGGGGGGGGGGUGCAGAAAGGUAGUGUCUAAGUGAAUACUUACAUCAUCACCAUUAAAAUGCUCUUCCUAUAACCCAGCCAGGAUUUCUAAAGAGGAAACGGAAACAGACCAUGUCGCUCUAUUCUAGGAGUGUUUUUACUCUCAGGGAUUGGGGACAGGGAGCUCUUUCAUACAACCUCUGUGAAGCACCCUUCUUUCUAGACAUUCAGGGCAAGGGGAUAAAACUUUCUCAGGCCCUGUUUCUCAGGUCCGUUUUGCGGCUCAGAGCUCAGUCAUUUAUACAGUGGGCAUCUGAGGUUUGGUGGAUGAUUUCUCCUCAUGAUUCUGUCACCCAGGCCUGAGAGGAGACUGAAACAUGCCCAAGUUUGCAAAGUUUCCUAAUCCUGGGAUGCCAACUGGAUGGGGUGGCUCCCAGUGCCCAAAUGUGUCAGAAGCCCAGCCUGUGCCCCAUCCCUCUGAGCUCAUCAGUGAGCUGUACCUGUUGGGAACAGGUACAGCUCAGGGCCCUGAGGCAGGGGACGGUGAGGGUCUCUGGUCAUGGUUUUAUUCACUCGGGCUCAGAAUGAUCAACCAAGAACCACAAGAUUUGGGGAGACCAAAAGCCUCUUCAGGGAAUAGUUACUUCCCUUCUCGGCCCCGUCCUGUCCUCACUCCCUAAAGAAGCAGUGGAGAAGCAGGUGUCCUUUCUCCUUAUGCACUUUCACAACCCUGUGUGCCCAGACCCUGGCACAUGCCUUCCCAGGCUAUCACCACUGUUCCCUUCCCCGCAGACAUUUUACGGAAGGGUCUCUGGGUCACCACAUCAUCUUCAGGAGCAGAGAAAUAUAUCCAAGCAUUGAUUUAAGGACCCCUCCCCCCUCCCCUGCCAAGUUCACCUGAAGCCAUGUCAGGAGAGGAAAUGUGCAGAGAGAAUGAGAGUAGAUUUUGUUCUGCUGUACAUAGACACAACCCCACCACUUGAGUAGUGUCUCAUGCUGUGGCCAACCCCCACCCCUGCAAGCCCCCCUUGGAGGAACUCAUUUGCUAUUCCCUCACCCCCACCCCUGUAAGCAGAUGUUCUUGGCUAGGCCUUGGGAUUCUUGGCAAGAGCCAACAGUAUGAUGAAAACUCUCCCCUCACCCCCAAUAGGGUCUCCACCGAGGUGUUCUCCUUUCAUGCGCUGGAAGCUGCAUGGGAAAAAAAGUGAGUGAGAAGUGGGUGCACAAAUGUGGGGGCUUUGGGCCACCCCAAACUCCUGUGACCACUCAUCCAAGAACCAGGUGCUCAGCCUUCCUCCUCUGUCCAUACCUGCCCCCAACAAAGCCCACGUGCGCUAGCUCGAACGACACUAAGUGGCUGCAGUGUCACACUCCUGACCCUUCUGGAACAGUGAGUCCUGGGAAGGCUUUGGAAACAAGCUGCCUGCACUUUCCUAACAAGAGGUCUCUUGCCUUUAGCUUCCAUGGAGACUGGCAGGUGGUCUGCUAUCAGUCCAAAUGAUGGAUACAAGUCAAAAUCCUGAUCCAUGAUCAGGAAAAGAGGUGGUGGUUCAGGGAUUUUUUUUUUUUAUUUCUUUAUUGGGGAAUUGUUUUACAUUCAACAGUAAAUACAAUAGUUUGUACAUGCAUAACAUUCCCCAGUUUCCCAUAUAACAAUACAGCCCCCACUAGGUCCUCUGUCAUCCUUCAUGGACCUGUAUUCUCCCCACCCACCCACCCCAGAGUCUUUUACUUUGGUGCGUAGAUACGCCAGUUCCAUUUUAGGUUCUACUUGUGUUUUCUUUUCUGAUCUUGUUUUUAACACAAAAUUAUUUAAGCUCUUCUUCUUCUGUGAAAGUUUCUCCUUAUUCUCCAUCACUCAGUGGCUAUGACAAGUGUUUAGCUGCUCUCUGAAAGGUGGCCGGGAGCGUGUUUCAAAGCCAAGGGGCUUCACUAGUCCCCAGCCUGCAGCCUGGAUUUCCCAGGCCAGGAGUUGAGUGUGAUGCAGUGCUGGAACAGUUAAGCCAUUCGGUGUUUCAGGGCUUGGGCAGGAAGGAUUGGGAAGCACAUCAAAGAGAGAUCGUGGUAUUUAUAGCUUUGCUUUGUGCUGCGCCUUCCUGCCUACGCAAAGUAUCCAUGCUUCCUUUGAGAAAUCUGUAGUGGCAUGGAAGGCUGCUGGCUGCGAGAUUUUAGGAAGUCGAGGAUCUGUUUUCCUUUCACAAAGUGAGUGUUUUGCUAGAAAAUUACUUGGACAAGAACAAUCACUGCUCUCUCAGUCCUGAUUCUUUACCCCCGGCCAAAGUCUCCCUAUUUCUUCUGUGUCAGUUUAUUUUAUCCUGCUGGAUGUUACUGGUGAGUAGAUGGCCCUUCUGUGAGGGAGAAGCUGCUCUAAUUAAAAAGACGCUUUCUCAGAUCCUAGCCUGAGUCAGUCAGGUUUUCUUCCAAAGAAAUAAACCCCUUCUCCCCAGCCCUUCCUCCCCAUUCCCAUAUGUCCCCAUAUGUCCAGCCAGCUCAUCAGACCGUAAGUCCAGCUCCUGUGACUGGCAGAGAUUUCUGCUCCCGCAUUAUGAUCUCAUCAGGACUUCAGCUCUUGUUCCACACCUGCCUUCCUUCCUCCCCACUGCCUCCACCCCUCUGCCCAUGCCUAUUGAUUCCACGCAGGUUGAGUCUGGGAAUCUGGGCCAAAGGCUUUGGUGCAUUGCAGCAUUUGUGUGAAGGAUGGAUUUUCUAAGCUAAGGAGAAGUUACCAGGAGGGCACAUUCUGAUGCCAUCCAUUAUUGUUUUGGUCCAUGAAUGAUACUCUUGUCCUGCCGUAAGAUGUUUUUUUUUUUUUUUUUUUUUUUUUCCUGGUUCUGGUACUUAAGAGCCUGUUCUUACAAGGCUCCACAAGGAGCCAGCCCUCCUAGACCACGAGUGUAAAAGAUGGCUGGCUGCUUUACUGAGAAUGGUGUUUCUGGCCACCUCCCCCCUCCUGAAGCAUUUUCUUCGAAGAAGGUUCUUAGAACAGCAGAGAGUCUGAUGAGGUUGUUGGCCCUGCUCCACACACCCCAUGAACAGCAGGAUAGUUUAUGCUUCAUGCCGCCAAACUGCUUCAGAGGAAGCUGCUCCUAGCCCACCCUCCCCUUCUCAUCCCCUCCCCUCUCCACACCUCCUCCUCUGCUUUGCUUUGCCUUUUUAACAGAUUCAGAAUAUGCUGAGUGCAGGAUGCCCAGGUCUGCCGCUUUGCCCUCCAGGGCCCAGUAAACUCACAGCUUCCCUCAACCUUAGAUUUUUUUUUUUCUUUUUAACUGCAUCCUUCUUGGUGUAUCAAAAAGGUAUUUAUCUGGAACAUGCCAGCUAUUCUGAAAGAACAGCUCCUCUUCUGGAUUUUCAUAUGGUGUUCUGGGCAGGAAAUACUUCUUUCAAAAUGAUCCACCUGACGUGCCGCUAAUACUUGUUACCACGUGGAAUGUCUUUAUAGGUCAGCAAGCAACACACUCCAAACUCACCGCUGGCCUCUUGCCAGGCACUGUCUCUGUGCCUUCCCUGCGUGGCUUAUGCUCAAGAGAUCAUGUCUUUCAGAGGCUCACAGCUGGCCAGGGGGCUCCCAUAAGCACAGUGCAGCAAGGACAGGAGGGGACAAGCAGGAAUUUGGUCGUGUUACACCGGGGACCUUCUAGAAUCUGAUGACAGGAAGGGGGCAGAGUGAGCUAGAAAAGCUAAAUGGAGACUAAAUGGAGACAGCACGGUUAUUCUGAGCCGCAGUUUAAGGCUUGUCAGGAACAGUCCAGUGAGAUGGAGAGCAGAGGGUCAACCCUAUUAGCAUUGAGGAGGAUUUUUUACAGCAGGAUCCACAAAUCUCCUCAGAGGGGUCUUCUUGACAUCUAAAGCAGAGGUAGUUGGUGAUGGGUUGGAUUUGCCUUGCCAUGAGGGAAGCUUCCUUUGGGAUGGUGUGUGCAGGUUUGUAAAUAGCAUUUCUCUCCAGGUGGGCUUGGGACGCAGACAGCGUUUUCAGUAUUUUUAUUUGUUUAUUUUGUUUAACAAUCACUGAAGAGUAUUUAUGUGAACAUGUAAUGGGCAAGGGUUGGAUCAGGGUGGCGUACAGGAUGGUUCCUCUUGCUGUUGAAGCAAACUUGUAAAAUAAAGACUGAUGGGAAAGUU